Molecule: messenger RNA, 2644 nt
Organism: Sardina pilchardus (European sardine)
Lineage: Eukaryota; Metazoa; Chordata; Actinopteri; Clupeiformes; Clupeidae
Gene: phactr3a
Product: phosphatase and actin regulator 3a
Exons: 12
Coding region: 76-1596 (506 amino acids)
Biological process (GO): actin cytoskeleton organization
Molecular function (GO): actin binding
Source: RefSeq, a predicted model, not a curated record
UCGGUGCUGACCUUGCUCGCCUCAAACAGGGGUUUCAAUAUUUUAUUCAUAAUUCUAGUACGAUAGGCUGCCCCUAUGGCUGCAUCGGAUGGAAUGGAGCCAUGCAUUCUGCAGCGAGGCAGAUCUCAAAGUGACCCGAACAUCCUUACCGAGUCGAGCAUCGAUCUAUCGCAGAGCACAGAUGUGCUGGAUCCGCAGAGGAUGCUGCGCUCCAGUUGCCUGGUGACGGGGGUGCACACGCCCCCCAUCCGCCGCAACAGCAAGCUGGCCACGCUGGGCCGCAUCUUCAGGCCCUGGAAGUGGAGGAAAAAGAAAACGGAGAAGCUCAAGCAGAGCUCCACAGAUGUAGCACUAGCAUGCGGCCUCCACAGCAACGACCCCGGCCCCCCCAUUCAGGGUGUGUCAGACAUGGAGGGCCGGCUGCCGCCUACACUACCCAACAUGCUCAGCGUCAGCAGCAUGGAGUACCUGGGCUCUGACCAGGAGCCCCUCCCACCCCCGCCUGAGCUCCCUGAGGAGGCCGACUCGUUAGAGGAGCCCUCAAACCCGGAGGAGGAGGAAGAGGAUGAGUUGGGGGAGGAGGAGGAAGAUGAGGACGAAGAGGAGGGCGACCCCACUGACGGCAUGCUGGAAUGUAUAGAGGGUGCGGAGCAGGAGGGCCUGGAGCAGAGCCUGCAAGGCCACUCUCCUCCCGGCGUGCCCGGCCCACUGGCCUCUCAGCUGGGCAGCGAGGAAGACGACCAGGGUGUAGCCAUGGCGCCCAUGCACCAGUCCAACUCGUUCCUGCAGAAGGAGCCUCCCCGGGUACCCGAGGGCCCCUGCGUCCCGAUGCGGGGUCCCCUCUCCAACGCCGUGGUGUCCCCGCACCUCGGCAGCAUGCACCCACCACUGCCCCCUAGCUGCAUCAUCGAGGAGCUGCACCGAGCGCUGGCCAACAAGCUCAGCAAGAGUUUGGAGAGAGAAUCCAGCGAGGCCGAGAGCCGGAGGGACUCGGAGGAGAACAAGGAGAACGUGCGGAUAGACCAGUGGUUCACCGACGCCUCAGGCCACAUAUUCGACCAGGAGAGCUGGAACGACUCCGUUAUCUCUGGUUCUCUUCCUCGCAGGAUGAGGAAAGAGCUGCUGGCGGUUAAACUGAGGAACCGGCCCAGCAAACAGGAACUGGAGGACAGGAACAUCUUCCCUACACGCAGCGACCAAGAACGACAGGAAAUCAGGCAACAGAUUGAGAUGAAGCUCGCAAAGAGACUAAGUCAAAGGCCGGCGGUUGAGGAGUUGGAAGGCAGGAAUAUUUUGAAACAGAGGAACGACCAGACAGAACAGGAGGAGAGGAGAGAAAUCAAACAGCGACUAAACAGAAAGCUCAAUCAGAGACCCACGGUAGACGAGCUGCGAGAGCGGAAGAUCCUGAUCCGCUUCAGCGACUAUGUGGAGGUGGCCAAGGCUCAGGACUACGACCGCAGGGCAGACAAGCCCUGGACCAGACUAUCUGCGGCCGACAAGGCUGCAAUCCGUAAGGAGUUGAAUGAGUUCAAAAGCACCGAAAUGGAGGUCCACGCAUCCAGCAAGCAUCUCACGAGAUUUCACAGGCCUUAGAGGACUUUCUUCCAUGAAGAAAUGAUGAAGCAAGAUUUUCAUUUUUUCGUCUGUGAAAAUCCUGGAGGCGAUUUUUUCCUCCAGGGCUCCCCCCUCUGGUUCUGUCCACGGGCUUGCGUCCUUACUCUUCCAGUGCCCUGGCUUCUUCCACGAAGGGUGGUGGGGCGACUGUGAUGUUUUUGGGGAGGCGCCCGGAGGCCAUGCUUCAUCAGCCAGAAGCGGCCUGCAGGACACUCCAAACAGGAGCUUUGGGGGCGAUGAUCCACUUUUUAGUGGAAAAAAGGAAAGAGGAACAGAAGUGGAGAAGUGUAAUUCAGUGUAUUUUUUGGUUUUGUUUCUUUGUUUUUUUGAAAGGAUUUCAUUUUUUUUUGAAAGGACAGUUGUUUCAAGAGACCAUCAGUGUUUUUGGUGGAAGUUGUGCAUGUGUGACCAGCUCCACUUAAAAAAAAAAAAUGUUGAAAAAAAAAAAAAAAGUGAAAUACUGUUAUACUUGAGGGUCAUGUGGGGAGAGUACAGGUCUUUGGGGUGAAUUUCAUAUCGAGGUGUGCGGAGAAUCAGUCUGAACAGGGUUGUUCAUGUCUUCACUUGAAAAAGAAAAAAAAAACUUUGUAAGAACUACUUGUCUUCAUAAUACAAGACUUUUUUUAAAAAAAAUAUGCAGUGUCUUCUUGAUCCAAACAUACCAAAAUCUGUAGCCAAGAACAGGUUAUGAAGACGAUGUGUAGCAGUUGUCAUCAUAAUGAUAGAAUGACUGAACAUGUGUCCUGGAUUCCCUAUGUUUUUGUGUUUAACUACACAAUGUUUUAACAUGUGAUUGUGGAGGGAAAAAUCAAGACAUAGCACUGACUACCUUUUUUUCAUCAAUCUUUUUUUUUAUUAUUAUUAAUGUGGUUUUAAUAAUAUAUUAACAAUAAGGCAAUCAAUUUUUCCAUAUGAAUAAAUACAUUUUACACAUGAAUUCAUUAUUUAGAUUAAAAAUUGUGUGAGUGAAUUGACACACUGAGAGGUUUGACAACCUUAAAUAAAUAGACUCAUUGAACUGAAUAAA